Molecule: messenger RNA, 1674 nt
Organism: Cordyceps fumosorosea ARSEF 2679
Lineage: Eukaryota; Fungi; Ascomycota; Sordariomycetes; Hypocreales; Cordycipitaceae
Product: Molybdenum cofactor biosynthesis, MoeB
Exons: 2
Coding region: 1-1674 (557 amino acids)
Biological process (GO): protein sumoylation
Cellular component (GO): cytoplasm; SUMO activating enzyme complex
Molecular function (GO): SUMO activating enzyme activity
Source: RefSeq, a predicted model, not a curated record
AUGGAUCCCGAGCAGCAGCAAACAGGCGCUGAAGCAGCCCGAGCUCAAGCACCCAAUACCAGCGGCGAGCCACAAUUCGAUCCCAGCUUUAUCCCCCAGAUACCAAAUUCAGAUGCUAUGGCUGGCAUUCUUCCAGGCCAGUCAUUCAUCUCUGAUCCUAUGGUUGCGAACUUAUCUAUGGGCAACCCGUCCAUGAUGCUUCCCAUGAUGCUUGCCAACGGCCAGGUUCCUCAACAGGUGCAAGAAGCUACGUCCAUAUCCGCUGACGAAAUUGCUCUGUAUGAUCGUCAGAUCCGCCUCUGGGGAAUGGCCGCUCAAGCCAAGAUUCAAAAUGCCAACAUCCUGCUCAUCACCAUGCGCGCGCUCGCCAACGAGGUCGCCAAGAACCUGGUCCUCGCAGGCGUCAAAUCCAUCACCCUCCUCGACAGUGCGACCGUCACGGAAGCCGACCUCGGUGCGCAGUUCUUUCAAAACGAUGGCGACUCAAACGACGCCACCCAGAGCCACGUCGGCCGCAACCGCGCCGAGGCCGCCGCGCCUGCCCUGCGCAAGCUCAACCCACGCGUGCAGGUCCACGUCGACGCCGAGGGCGUCAAAACAAAAGGUCCUAGCUACUUUGCGUCAUUUGACAUUGUCAUUGCCACGGACCUGGAUCCCGACUCCUUCAACCUCAUCAACACGGCGACGCGCAUCAACGGCAAAGCAUUCUACGCAGCCGGCACACAUGGCAUGUUCGGCUUCAUAUUCAGCGACCUCAUCGAGCACGACUUCGUAAUCGAGCGCGACGCCGGCAACGUCGCCACGCACGCACCGCAGCAGGAGACGCGCACGCGCUCCAUCGUCAGCGUCCAGACGAAGAAGGACGGCGGCAAGACGAUCGAGUCCGUCGCCAAGCGAGAGCUGUACUCCACCUGGUUCCUCGCCAGCGACAUCGCCACGCUGCCCGACGAGUACACCGCGUCCAAGCGGCGCCUGCGCGCCGUGACGCCCGCGCUGUCAUGCCUGCGCGCCCUCUGGGAGUUUGUGCAGGUCCACCCGCCCGGCGGCCUGCCCGCCACGCGCGACGAUCUCAAGCUCUUCACGCAGCUGGCGACGCAGAAGCACAAGGCCCUCCGACUCCCCAGCGAGACGCUGCGGCCCGAGUUUUUGCGCGCCUUUUUGCAGAACCUCGGCGCCGAGGUGGCGCCCGUGGCCGCCGUCCUCGGCGGCCAGCUCGCGCAGGACGUCAUCAACGUCCUCGGCCAGCGGCAGCAGCCGAUUCAAAACACGGUCAUCUUUGACGGCAACACGAUGGAGGGCCUCGUCUACGCCCUGCACCCCGAGGGCAUCCUGGGCGCCAACCUGCUGUCGAGCACCGCCGCGGACGUGAACGGUGCCGCCGGCGUAAUGGGCGGUGUGGGUGGUGUUCCUGGGGUUCCGAUCGGCGUCAACGGUCUGGGGAUGAUGGAUCAGGGCAUCUUUCCCCCGAACGGCGGCGGCUUCCCGCUCAACAACGGUCUCGGCAUGCUCGGUCUGGAGCAGCAGCGGCAGCAGCAGCUGUCGCAGCCGCAAGAGGGCGUGCAGCCGGCGAUUCCCGUGCAGCAACCGCCUUCGCAGCAGCCCGUCUCCGCCCCGGAGCAGCCGCCGCAGGAUCCUACGGUGGCCGCCUCGGGCCAGGCAGAGCCAACCAGCUGA